Molecule: messenger RNA, 2225 nt
Organism: Heterocephalus glaber (naked mole-rat)
Lineage: Eukaryota; Metazoa; Chordata; Mammalia; Rodentia; Bathyergidae
Source: RefSeq, a predicted model, not a curated record
UGGCUAAUGCUGAUGAACUAAAAACACUUUGCUCAUUAUUAGAAACAACAAACUGCAAGAAUAAAGUGUCGCCUAAGGACCCAAGUAAGCUGACGUUUGGUCGGCACGUUCCAAAACAUGAAAUGCCUUCAGAAGUUACAUCAGAAUCUAGGCAGAAACUGGUGUCAUCUCCCCAGAUGACACUGAACAAGAAAAUGGAAAUACAGAAGGGCCUACAAAGUGCAGAGGAUUCCUACCUACAAUUCUCAAACAAGGAGGACUUUACACCUGGUGCACCUCACAGGCAAAAGUGCUCUCCAAUUACCAAGGCAAAGAAGGCAUCGAUUUCAAAGAUAAUUAAUAUUACACGGUGUGGUCCUCACAAACACCUACCACCCAAGACCCUGAAAUCACAGACCACUGAAUUUUUAAUAUGCUCUGGGGUCCUAUCUUAUAGGUUUCAUAAAACUCUACUGGAAGAUGCAUCAGUGGAGAAAAAGAAAGGAUUAGGACAAGAAUGUCCAGGAACAAUCCUGGAAUCUUUCCCUUUCUCCAAACUUGUUUCACUUGCAUCUGAAAGAGAGGGAGACAUAGCAAAAUGUAUGGACAAGACACAUAAAAUGUGUCUCAAACAUGUAACUUUGAAGGCGAAGAAGCCAAAGACACUUAAUAUCGCAGGAUGUGACAUAACAAGCCAUCGACGGGAACUAAGAUGCUACUCCAAAACCAAGAUGAAACAAAGUAGGCCUAUGGCAGAUAUAUUCCUAAAUGCCAUUUUAUCAUCAUUGAUAGUGUCCCUUAACAUGAAACUGUGUGACGGAAUAAUAGUGACAAAUAUGGUGCAGAAAAAAAGAUUUAAUCCUGAACCACAACAGCAAGAGCAAGCAGCACAUGAAGAGAGAGCCUGGCAUGUGCAUUCCAUCCAUGAGGGCAUCGUCACAGAUGGCACUAAGGAUGUGAAACAUCUCGUUGGAGGAGCAGACCCACUGGUUUCCCAACAGUUCAGUUUCAAAGUUAAUGAAAUGAAGGAGCCCAACUUGAGGAAAUCAGAGCUAGAACUGAAGAUUUCAGCAACCAGCAAAAUGUUGGAAGUGCUCCCUACAGCUCAGGAGCUCCAGCAACAGACGCUUGCUACCCAAAGUAGAUUAAAUUCUAUUCUGAGUUCAUCCCCAUUUGAGAAGCUACAAAGAACAACAGAAUCACAACGUGAAGAAAAGGACAGAGCAAAACCAUUGGAAAUGAAAGGAAUCAUGGACUAUAACAUUGCUUUGAAGGCAGAGAAACCUUCGCUGUUGUACAUACCUGGUGGAAAGGAAUUGCCUUUGCUGUUGCACAGUGUAAAACAAGAGAGCAACGUGCAAGAAGGUAAAGCUAAGUCACAGAGGAAACUGACAAACUCUUAUACUUCUUUAUCAUCUCUAUCACAUGUUAAUUUGUAUUCAAGAACAGAAGUAGAAAAAGAUAAGCCAAGAAUAUUAAAGAGUUGCCUUCUGGAACGAAAGCCCCAGGCAUCGUCAAAUGUCAAAAGAAUUUCCUUUGCAGAGCCAGCUAAUCGAGAGAGUUUGUGCAAUGCAUUGAAAUCAAAAUGUUUGCUGCAAAAGAAGGAGAAACCUGGAGAAAAUAGAGUAGAUGUAAAAGAUAUAAUGGAUCUCGUAGGUCUCUCCCUGAAGGGCAAGAAUUCGCCAUUUAGACAAAUACUGCAUGGAAAGAAACCAGGGUGGGGCAAUAAAAAACAAGAGGACAUGAAGAAGAAAGACAAAAGCAAUCUAAGUGUAGUUCAGAACAAAUCCUGGGAUUCCAUCCUUCCUUUACCUCAGGUGGAAUGGGAUCUCAGAAGGAAGAAGCUAUACAAGCAAAAAGUAGCACAGUUCCGUCUUCUACCAUUGACACUCCAGGAACUGUCAGAGGCACACAAGGAGCCAACUGAUGGUAUUUUAACCAUUAUAAAAAGAGCAAAAUAUAUGCCACAGAAUAAUAGAAUGCAAACAGAUUCUGAAGAAAUAACACCUUCUGAAAGGAUAUUUUUGAUGACAAAGCAAUCCUCACGGCCACAGGAAUUAGAGAUGAAUGUUGAGAAAAAAGAGAAAAAGACACAGGAAGAUAAACAAGUUGAGAUUGGGGAGAAAUCUUCCAUUUCUUUUCCACCUUUCUCUGAAGUAGAAGUAAGAAAAAAAGGAGAGAAAGCAUUGCAAACAAAGACAAGAUCCCCUUUUCAUGUAUUUUUGAUGCUGUCUCAUACAGUAUAA